AUGACCAUAAAAGUUGAACUGAACUAUAUCCAACUAAACUUGAAUAUCUAUUUAGUUGGCUUAAAAGCAUUAAAUCUCUUUAAUCAAGCCAAAUCUUGGCAGAAUAUUUUAAGUUUUUGUCUGUACAAAAUCAUGGAGAAUAGAAUGAAAUGGAGAAGUCACCUAGCAUUUAAUAGUCCGUUAAAUGUGUUGUCGUUCUGGCAAAAUAAAAGCCCAGCUUAG
Messenger RNA from Clunio marinus, 222 nucleotides. Lineage: Eukaryota; Metazoa; Arthropoda; Insecta; Diptera; Chironomidae. The record is from the annotation of a GenBank genome assembly.